UCUAAUUAACGUCCUGGGUUGUUUUAAUUGUCCAGUUUUCAGCGCGUUUGAGCCACUGAGCUUAUGUGGUUUGAGCCCCAGCGCCUCCCAGCCUGAGCUUUAACCCCCCAGACAUGUCCAGCAUCAGAGAGAGAGCUGCUGCCCUCAACCUGGCAGAGAAACUCUGCCUGCGUCCUCCAGCUCCUGGAGCGGCCGUCAAACCGCCUCAGGCUCCGUCCAUGUGGAGCAGCCUCAUCUCCCACCUGAGGGCCAAGGUGCCGGUGAAGCGGCGGCUGGUCCACCUAAAGUCCCACAACGACUGCUUCCUGGGCUCAGAGGCCGUGGACGUUCUGGUCGAACACAUUCAUGGUGCAAAGGGCUUUGAGGGUGCCGCUGUCUCCCGAGACAAGGUGGUGUGUGUCUGCCAGGCUCUUCUGGACGCCAACGUGUUUGAGGCCGUGGGAUCAAAAGUGUUCGGCAAACACAAGAAGCAGGAUGUGUUUGAGGACAGCAGGAGCGCUCUGUACAGGUUUGUAGGCGCAUGUUCACCUUCAGUUGAAGAGUUGGAAAGAGGCGCGCUUGUGAAUGGGAUCCAGAGGUUGUUUUGCAGCUCUCCUCCAAACAGGUUUGAAGAUGAGUCCCAGGUGGACACGUCUAUCCCUGCUACCAGGUUGGAGACACCCAUGAAGGCCUGCCAGCAGCAGUCUCGUUUCACCGCUAAGGGGACGUCAGCGUGUCCGGGGGACAGUCCCAGCAGAGAACAGACACACUCGGCUCUACCACAGUCCUUGGUUAAUGAGGUGUGGCAGGAGCAGACCCUGCUCAGGCUGCUGAACAUCGUGGAGCUCCCCCUGCUGGAAGGAGUGCUUCAGUGCAGCCAGAACUCCACCUCCCCACCUGGAUCCAGCCGGGUGGCUCCAGGUAACCCUGACCUGAUCUACAGCAGCAACCACCUGGACAGACAGAUCCUCAAGGCCUUCAGGGACUCCCAGGAAGAUGAGUGGCUCUCCAGAGCUUUGGACUGUUUGGACUUCCUCCCUGACCAGCUGGUGGUGGAGCUGAGCAGAGAGCUGCCUCACUGUUUCUCUCCAGAGAAGGGAAGCAAUGAGCGAGAACCACCAGAUGGUACCGGCAGGGAUGAUGGGACGGGAGUCUCUCCCAGCGCUCUGGCCCAGUGGAAGCUGCUGCUGUACGGGACUCUGGUCAAACACUACAGCAACACCUCCAGGCCUCCUCUGCUGCCGCAGAACAUGACGGACGUCUACACGGCCAUCACCGACCUGCUGGUGAACGCCAAGUUGGAUAAGGCUCUGGAGGCCCUGCAGCUGUGUCUGAAGCUGCUGCCUCCGAACAGAAGAGAAGAGCUGCGCAGGUUGUUGACCUUCAUGUCUUCAGCCGCCGAACCUCAGGCGGUGAAGGUGGACAAAGAGGUAGACAACAGACUCGCCGUGAAGAAGUCAUUCUCCAAGGCGAUACUACACAGCAAGACCUUCCCAAAGGACAAGGAGGAUCUAAUGCUGGUCUUUAUGCUGAGCAACGUAAAGGAGAUCUUUAAGACCCCGGGGUCUCUCCACAAAAUCAUCAGUGAGAAGCUGGCCAGACUUGAUCAGGGCACACAGCCGGAUGUUACGGGCUCUUCUGUCGGUCUGCAGGCCUCCAGCAAGGCGUACGCCGACUCUGCAAAGAAGAGCACAAACCAGGAAUUAUGGGUGCUGCUGAACGACAUCCACCUGGACACCAAGAUGUCGGCAAAGGAGCGAAAACGUCUCCUCAGACGGUUUUACUCGGCCCACCCAGAGAUCUUUAACCAGUACUACGGUGACUCUGCUGCCAGCGAGCUGUAGAGGGUCGCCCGUACCGACCUUUGGGUUCUCCACGGACCAAAAGGUCCGCGGCUGCAAAGGGUUUGGCUUUACUAACCGGUGACGUGCUGCACACAUUUGGGCUUAGAUGUUCAAAGUCCGAUCUCUAAGAUUUAGAAACCGGAGAGUUUGGUUCUGAAUAAAACACAAAAAAAACUUUGAUUUACUGCUAAGGUGCUGCUUUGCCUCACUUCCUUGGACCUUUUCGUUCUCUUUUAGUUGUGGGACUUUCUGGGUCCAUCUGUUGUAUCUCUGAUGGUAAAUAAUGAAAAAUGUGCUUCCUGUUUGUCCUGUGGAUGUUUAUUUUCUAUGAUGACUAAAUAAACCGUGCUUAUGUGCCACAA
This is a messenger RNA of Fundulus heteroclitus (mummichog), 2185 nucleotides long. Its product is annotated as DEP domain-containing protein 7. The transcript has 12 exons. The coding region runs from base 114 to 1823 and encodes 569 amino acids. NCBI's taxonomy places the organism in Eukaryota, Metazoa, Chordata, Actinopteri, Cyprinodontiformes, Fundulidae. Gene Ontology annotation, biological process: intracellular signal transduction. The record is from RefSeq and is a predicted model, not a curated record.